Messenger RNA from Alexandromys fortis (reed vole), 1857 nucleotides. RefSeq names its product gametogenetin-binding protein 1-like. The transcript has 6 exons. Bases 415 to 1455 code for a protein of 346 amino acids. Lineage: Eukaryota; Metazoa; Chordata; Mammalia; Rodentia; Cricetidae. The record is from RefSeq and is a predicted model, not a curated record.
ACACAAACAACAACAAAAAACAACAUGGUGCUGAGGGUGUUGAUGCAGGUCCACCAUCGCAGCACUCGGGAGGCUGAGGCAGGAGGAUCAGGAAAUGGAGGCCAGCCUGUGCUACAUGACACCCUGCAUGAAAGGAGGAGGGGGAAGAAAAAGACUCAGGAGAAUCUGUGCUGUCACCUAUGGGUGUAGUUUUCCUGUGUCUCGCCUCCCCUCAGUCUCCAGACCCUGGCUGGCUCCCUGUACCCCUCUCCUCCCAGCAGCACCCCGCCCCCACUGCUCCAAGUCAUUCUUCCCCCACCCCCACCUCUCCUUUGCCUUCUAGAACUCCUGGAGCUUUCCAACUGGAGGUUUCUAUUAGCAGUUGGUCCUGGGCUGGCUGCCUACCAUGGCUUCUUGAGUCACGGUCCCCUCAGGAUGGCAGCCCAGGCUCGGACCCCUCGGUCACGGUCACGAAUCUUGGGCUGCUCCUCCGUGUUGCGCUUUCUACGAAGCCUGGUCGGGAGCAAAGGGAGUUCUAACAAGUCCCUGGCCAGGAGCGGACCCAGCCCCUCACAAGAGCAGGAGGUUGUCUCCCCAAGGAUUGGCCCCCGGGGAGGUUGUUGGAGGAGGGGGCCAAGGCUACGUGCAGUGGUACCCAGGGUCCUCUCUGUAGCCCCCUCAAACGUGCCGCCUCAUGAUGCCUUUGGGCUGGGCACUGGGGAUAUGGGGUCCCAGACCCUCACCUCCAAGGAUACCCUGAAGCUCCGGGCCCAGGGUGUAGAGGUGACAUCAGUCCCCACCAGAGAAAUCGUGGAGGUUCUGGGGUACCUGUCUGAGAAGAAAGGAGAGGAGAAAGAGACAGCAGGGGAGGCCUCUGGGGCCUCAGACAGGGAGCACUUUGCUCAGGCCCUGGAGGUGGAACAAGGAUGCCUGCAGUGGGUUCCAGGACCACUGGCACUCGCCCCUGGGGCCUUGGUCAAAGAGGAAGAGGAGGGGCCCUGCCUAAUUGAGAUAGGAGACCUCAGGCUGACCUCCUGCAAGGUGGGGUCCACCCCAUGGAAUUAUCUCCUUGGCUUAUACAAACAACUGCAGAAAUCAGCCAUGGCCAAGGCUCAGAGACCAGGGGUGCCUCAGUUUCCUCCCAAGGACGGCUUGUCCCAUGAGGAGAAAGGGGAGCGAGAGGAAGCGGAGGAGGACAGCUACCUCAAGCUGUGUGCCCCGCGCGUCACUGCCACCUCCCAGUCUCAGCUGCAGAAGAUAUUUAGGGCCACGGAUACAGUGGGUUUCGUGGAGUCAGAGCUAAAGAAGAUUCUGGCAGUACGGCGGGAGUCCCGCCUCUGGAAGGUGGGCAACCCAGAGGGCCGGGAGCUGCUCACUCAGCCAGACAUCACGCUGGAGGAGGCUGGCAUGGUAGAUGGCCAGCACCUGCUCCUGGAGGAGAUGGAUGAGAUGGGAAACUGGCCUCCUCCAGAGUGAGGCCCCUGUCGUCAGGAGCCCACGGCGCCCACACCCCUGGGACCCCAGUCCAGCGUGUGUCUCUUCCUGGGACAUAUUCAAGGAGUCCCUGUGGCCCUGGGCUUUGGGGUGAAUAGCAUCCUGUGUGUGUGUGGUGGGCGUGCCCAGUGCUGUCUCUACCCGUCAAACUCUGGUAGAUGAUGUUCUUAAUAAAAGCUUAGUUUGCCAUUAGCUUCCUGGGCUGUCUGUCAUUGGCCACCACCCGUCUGCCUCACUCCUUGAGUGAACCUGGUUAUUAGGGUCUCUAGUCCCUAAUUCAUGCCUGCAGAGCAUGGGGGCUACCUCUGGGCACGGGGCAGGGAGAGCAGGAGGAUUUAGGCUAACCUGGGGAUGUUGCCUGCCAGUCAGCCAGCCAGAAGGAGA